GCGAUAUUCCGUGUGUUCUGUGUGCACCGUGUGCACGUUCCACCGAACCUCCUUUCCGCAGCGCGUACCACCAGCGUAACGACGCUCUUUUCACGGACAGUGUCACGGGAAAUCGGCAAACAUUUCGCGCAAGGACAGCAUGAAGAAGAUCAAGGAUUAUUCGGACGAGGACGACUACGAGGUGGACGAUCCGGAUUAUCCGGAGGUCGAAGGCGCCUCCGAGGAGGAAUGGACCCCGGAGGCCGGAACCGAGGCGGGUACUAAAAUAAGACCACAGAGAGGAGCAGGAAAAAAGCGACAGCACUCUGAAGAAGAGGAUGAAGAAGAAGAAGAGGAAUUCGAAGAGGAUGAAGAGGAAGAGGAAGAGGAAUCUGAUUCUGAUACAGGAAAGAAGUCAAAAAGGAAAAGGCGUUCUAAGAAAGACGAUGACGAAAAAGAGGAUGAGGAAGAUGAUGAUUCUGACAACAGUUUCAAUGAAUCUGGAGAGACUCAGAAAGAAUACACCUCUGGUUCGUUUGUUCUUUUAAAAGCUGACAUUGAAUCUAAUAAGAAUAAGGAAAAUAACUUAUCCAGUAAGGGUAAAUCCAAUGUGGAAUCAAGCACUUAUCCAACCUUAUGGAGGAUAGAUGGAAAAGCGUUGCUGCAAAAGUUUUUACCUUUUGAGGAAGAUGGAAAAGUAUUGUACAAAAGCACAACGACAUAUUCUGGCUGGCAACAAAGUAACAAAGAGCAGUACAUAGCGGUUCAGGUGUCCUUUAAAGUGCAAAGUAGACAAGAGACAAUUGUUGAACUUCAUUUUGAUCCAUCGGAACCACAAGAAGUUGUAAAAGAUGAUAAAGAAGAUUAGAUUAGAUCGAGUUUGCUCUUAUUUGUUUAUAUACGUCUUAAGAAAACAUAUAUUAUAAGAAAAGACAGAACAGAAACAUCUACAUCUACAUGUACACUAUUCACGAAACAUAUAUUUACACAAUUUACACAAUUUACACAUACACAUGAAUGGAGUUCGUGACAUGGUACUGUAGCAGUUCAUAUUUAAAAUAUAAGAUUGGAUGGACCAUGGCUCUGAGUUUAUUACUGGAGGUAGUUUAGCUAUAAUUGAUAUCCUUGACAGAAUAUAUAUAUGUGAGCUUUAAUUAUCAAGAAAGCUGCUCGCUACAUGCAUCGUAUUUACAGAGUUUAGUAAAAGCAGAAAAACUCGAUAAUUUACGAAUGUUUUAUCUUCGACAGAAAUUCAAUGUUACCUAGUAUAAAGGAUGCAUGUUGAUGUUCGAUUUUGUUUAUGUCACUAUUAUGCCUGCUU
Molecule: messenger RNA, 1300 nt
Organism: Cyphomyrmex costatus
Lineage: Eukaryota; Metazoa; Arthropoda; Insecta; Hymenoptera; Formicidae
Product: nucleolin
Exons: 5
Coding region: 140-847 (235 amino acids)
Source: RefSeq, a predicted model, not a curated record